AAGAGACGACUUGCGAUGCGAAAUUUCUCACACCCCUCUUCUAUUCUCUCUCUCUCUCUCUCUCUCUCUUCUAUUGCCUCAACUCAAGAAAGAAACAUACCUCAGAUCCAAAUCCAAUUCAAUCCCUCCCAAACCCUAAUUAGAUUUCAACCCACCCAAAACUCUGAUUCCUAAAUCCCCAACUUUCGAAUCCCCAAUCAAUAUACACAUAUAGCCCAUACAUCACAGCACACUAUCCACUCCAUCUCUACAUGUAUUGCUAGAUUUUCUGGGGUUUUUCUUCUCAAUUGACAUGGACGGAAACAAAGACGAAGCUUUGAAAUGCUUCAAGAUCGGCCGCGAUGCUUUCGAAGCCGGCGAUCGAACCCGUGCCUUGAAAUUCAUCAGCAAAGCUCGUCGUCUCGAUCCUUCUCUUCCCAUCCACGAUCUCCUCUCCAAGAUCGAGGAAGAACCCACCAACGAAUCAUCACCAGCUUCAUCAAAGGUACCGGACAGUAACACCAACAGCAAUUCUGGUGCUGGGCGUAGGGUUUCGGCAUCUGGGUCUUCGUCAUCGUCUUCUUCGACGACCUCGGUGGCCUAUACGGAGGAACAGAUCUCAAUUGUGAGAGAGAUUAAGAGGAAAAAGGAUUACUAUGAGAUAUUGGGGUUAGAGAAGGGUUGUUCUGUUGAUGAUGUUCGCAAGGCCUAUCGAAAACUUUCAUUGAAGGUUCAUCCCGAUAAGAACACUGCUCCGGGUGCCGAGGAAGCCUUCAAGUCUGUUUCGAAGGCGUUUCAGUGUUUGAGUGAUGGGGAGAGUAGGAAAAGGUAUGAUCUUGUUGGAUCAGAAGAACCCGUGUAUGAAAGGAGGCGUCAGCGUCAGGGACAAGGGUUUCAUGGGCUUUAUGAGGCUGACAUUGAUGCUGAGGAGAUAUUUAGGAACUUCUUUGGUGGGAUGAAUCCCGCUAUGUCUGCGCAAUUCGGUACCUUUAGCUUUGGUCCAGGGAUGGGUGUGAGAAUGCACAACAAUGGGUCUCCUGGAUGGGUUAGGACUUUAAUUCAGUUGUUGCCUGUGCUUCUGAUUCUGUUCUUGAGCUUUAUGCCAUCAUCUGAUCCCAUAUAUGCGCUUUAUCGAUCAUAUCCUUAUGAACAUCGGUUUACUACUCAAAAGGAUGUUAAUUUUUAUGUUAAGUCGGCGAGGUUUGAGCAGGAUUACCCUCCUAAUAGCCCUGAACGCGUGAGGCUUGAAGGACAGGUGGAGAGAGAUUAUGUUUCGGUUCUUUCACAUAAUUGUCGGCUUGAGUUGCAGCGUUUCCAAUGGGGGAUAGUACGCGAAACACCGCAUUGUGACUCACUGAAGCAGUUUCAGAUGGUGACCUGAUGACUUGAUCCAAGAUUGUUUGGGCAGUUCAUCGUUAUCAUUUUGAAGAAUUUCGGGGCAGUUAAGAAUUUGCUUUGAGCACGUGGAGGAUGCUUAGUGUUGUGAUUUUGGAAGUAUUUUCGUUGAAUGUGGAUAUCAUCUUUUGAUUGAACAUGAGCGAAGUCUGUAUAAUAUUUCAAACUUCUGGUGGAUUAUAUUUGUACUGUGAAUUUUCCAUAGAAUUCUCUAAUCCCGACUCUGGUUGCAAUUGCUGUAGCAAUUUCCAUGACAUGAACCCUCCCAGAAAAACCUAAUUCAUAUAUAUAUAGUUAUAUGUACUGGUACUGUUGUGUUUUCUAUACAAAGGAAAUUAGGGUAAAUUACAAAUA
Camellia sinensis is the source of this 1728-nucleotide messenger RNA. RefSeq names its product chaperone protein dnaJ 49. Gene Ontology annotation, molecular function: Hsp70 protein binding. Gene Ontology annotation, cellular component: endoplasmic reticulum membrane. The record is from RefSeq and is a predicted model, not a curated record. Gene Ontology annotation, biological process: cellular response to misfolded protein. NCBI's taxonomy places the organism in Eukaryota, Viridiplantae, Streptophyta, Magnoliopsida, Ericales, Theaceae.